Messenger RNA from Lingula anatina, 2518 nucleotides. RefSeq names its product forkhead box protein J1-B. The record is from RefSeq and is a predicted model, not a curated record. Gene Ontology annotation, cellular component: nucleus. Lineage: Eukaryota; Metazoa; Brachiopoda; Lingulata; Lingulida; Lingulidae. Gene Ontology annotation, biological process: regulation of transcription by RNA polymerase II. Gene Ontology annotation, molecular function: RNA polymerase II cis-regulatory region sequence-specific DNA binding; DNA-binding transcription factor activity, RNA polymerase II-specific.
GCAAUAUUAUCAAGCCAGCUCAAGUGACUUGCAUGCAGUUUUCUCGUGGAACUUAAGGGUGUAACUGGUGGAUUUACACACCGUUUAUAGCAAUAAGCAGUAGCUAAACAAUAACCAAAUUUAGAAGGGAUAUUACCUCUUGACUGCAAAUAACAGCACUGUUCCUCGAAAAAUCGUUUUGCGGAGCACAGGGGAAUUUGGAGAAUUUGUUUCAUCUCUGCAGGGGAUCAGCUGAUCCGAGUCACCAUAUAGACAAGCUGGCGAGUUACUCUGGUACAUUUGUUGGUGUAAAUACAGUAACCGCCAAAACGAAGUUUCCACAGUCCAACGUAUUCCAAGGGAAGGUUAGAAUGCCUGUCCUAAGUAAAGACACCCUGGCCAUGAAGUUCCGCCAGAACUGGCUGGCCAAGCACCCUAUGGAGGCAGCCACUCCAUCCAGUGGUGGCAAUAGCAGCGGCAAUAAUGGCAAUCUAGAUGACAGUCUGACUAGUCUCAAUUGGUUACAAAAUCUAAAUAUCAUGAACUUUGGUGCUGCACCCACGCCCCCAGCAAGUCCACAACCACAAGUGGAAUGUGCCAAUGAUGGAAAAGUCGACCCUAAUGCCAUUCUCAACUAUGCAUCAACGCCAAUAAAAGUUGAACCACCAAGGUCCUAUGACCUCAUGCCUGCCACGCCAGUUGCAGCAGAAAAGAUAGACUAUAAAACUAAUCCAUAUGUCAAGCCACCUUAUUCCUAUGCUACCCUUAUAUGCAUGGCCAUGAAGGAGACCAAGAAAGCCAAAAUGACCCUGUCAGCCAUCUAUAACUGGAUCACAGAUAAUUUCAUGUACUACAGAGUGGCAGAUCCUAGCUGGCAGAACUCAAUCCGCCACAACCUGUCCUUGAACAAGUGCUUUCAAAAAGUUCCAAGAAGAAAAGACGAGCCUGGUAAGGGAGGAUUCUGGCGUAUCAAUCCAGAUUACAAUGACCAGCUGGUGAAUGGGAUUUAUAAAAAGAGGAGGUGCAGCACGCGUGACAGCACCAGCAACAGUGCCAUUUCUCCUGCCAAAAAGUCAAAGAAAGACAAUGACAGCAAAGCAGAGGAUGGCAAAGUGAAAGUGAAACAGGAGCCAGGCUACGAUGGGAGAACAAUUCACCUUGAUGACGAUCACCAUGCUUUGAAGGGAGACUUCAGUUGGAACUCUAUUUUGAACCAGGAUAUUGAUAUUAAUGGUGUGAAGGUAAAAACUGAGGACAUAAUCAGUGACCGCACAGCUAGUCCAUUAACUGCAAUGAGUCCGCCACUCUCUGAUGAUGCAUCAAACUCGGCAUUUGAUGAGAUCUUUGGCACAGACCUCUCAGAACUGGGCACAGACCCUGCCCAAGACAAUGAUGAUUCAUCUGAUGAGUCCAAACCUCUGGACCUCACGGUCCAAGGGGUCAAAAUUGAGCCCCCAGAGUGGUGGAAUGAGAGUUUUAACCUCUCUGGAAGCACGCGGGGACUUCUUUCCCCCAUCAACAUGGACUCGAAUGCCAGUGGACUGCACACACCUAUAGCUCCCAGUCCUGUGCCCUCAGUGAUAGACCACUCCCAUCCCUGGGAGGAGAGUGACAGACUAGACAUUGAUGCUGCUAUUGCAGCACUCAGUUGUGAACACUUGUUUGAUCUAGGCAGUAUACCCAGCCCAAUACUUUCAUAGUGAAAUAUGUAGGAAAGGCAUCUGCAAAGGCAUGUGUGAUCAUUUCUAAAGUUGUCUAUCAGUAUAAAGCCAAAUGUAUUGUGCCAGUUCAUAAUAUCCGUCCAUUUAUGUGAAUUUUAAAAAAUUUGUUUCACAUUUAUAGUGAAGAAAUUUUCAUGAAAGCAUACUGUUGUGGUAUGACCUUUAAAAGUUUUUAUAUUCUAGGUAUAUGUAUAAUAUGCACAGAUUGUUUUUGCAGUGAAUAGGUGCAAUUAUUUGAAGGAAGGGGGUAGUUAGCAAUGUUAUUUGUUGAAAAAAAAAGAUUUUGGAAAGCUUUGAAGCAGGUGAACUAUAUCCAUUUAAAGGGCAACAGUUCAUCCAGUAAGGCAAAUUUUGCGUACAUGUGGGUUUAUUAUUAUUUUUUUAAGUCAUCGACACACGACCAAAAUUGCAUGAAUGGGUCUACUUUCAUGUGGGGUGAAACAUUCUUCCAGAUUCAUUCUAUGCUGACCAUUGAUCCAGAUUAUGUUGAAACAAGCACAUGCUUCAUUGACCACAUACAAAACAGCCGCUAGGUUGAAAGCCUGUCUUUUCAGUGCACUUAUACAAAAGUUCUUUGUAUCAAUUAAAGAGCUUGAUAUUUACAAACAUGCACUGGAUCAAUGGUACCCCAAUACAGCAGGUUCAUGCCUGGAACCCCAACAGGUUUAGGAGUGAAAGGUGGCUCAGAUUUCAUUUGGGAAACCCAUGCACAGGUGCCUACAUGUCUGGGCCCAACUCGCAUAUUUUCAUGUAUUCCCCCCUGACGCAUUGGCUGGUCCAGUUUUUCAUUAUGCCAUUUAAUCAUCAAAAAUUAGAGG